Messenger RNA from Colletotrichum costaricense, 1473 nucleotides. Its product is annotated as centromere/microtubule-binding protein cbf5. Lineage: Eukaryota; Fungi; Ascomycota; Sordariomycetes; Glomerellales; Glomerellaceae. Gene Ontology annotation, molecular function: RNA binding; pseudouridine synthase activity. The record is from RefSeq and is a predicted model, not a curated record. The transcript is spliced from 12 exons. Bases 1 to 1473 code for a protein of 490 amino acids. Gene Ontology annotation, biological process: mRNA pseudouridine synthesis; box H/ACA sno(s)RNA 3'-end processing; rRNA pseudouridine synthesis. Gene Ontology annotation, cellular component: box H/ACA snoRNP complex.
AUGGCCAUGGAAAUUGUCAAGCACGGCGAGGAGGAGGAGUUCGCCAUCAAGCCCCAGGCCUCUGUCCCUCACCUGGACACGAGCAGCUGGCCUCUGUUGCUCAAGAACUACGACAAGCGCAAGCUUCUUGCAGUUCUCGUCCGGACGGGUCACUUCACCCCCAUUCCGGCAGGAUGCAGCCCUCUGAAGAGAGACAUCAAGUCCUACAUCUCUUCCGGUGUCAUCAACCUUGACAAGCCCUCCAACCCCAGUUCCCACGAGGUUGUCGCUUGGGUCAAGCGUAUCCUUCGCGUUGAGAAGACCGGUCACAGCGGUACCCUUGAUCCCAAGGUCACUGGUUGCUUGAUUGUUUGCGUCGACCGUGCCACCAGACUCGUCAAGUCCCAGCAGUCUGCUGGUAAGGAGUAUGUUGCCGUCAUCCGCCUUCACGACAAGCUGCCCGGCGGCAAGGUCCAGUUCGCCCGCGCUCUCGAGACUUUGACUGGUGCCCUCUUCCAGCGCCCUCCUUUGAUCUCUGCCGUUAAGCGUCAGCUGCGUAUCCGUACCAUUCACGAGAGCAAGCUCAUCGAGUUCGACAACGAUCGCCACCUCGGUGUCUUCUGGGUUUCUUGCGAAGCUGGAACCUACAUCCGUACCCUCUGCGUCCAUCUCGGUCUGUUGCUCGGUGUUGGUGGCCACAUGCAGGAGCUCCGAAGAGUGCGCUCUGGUGCCAUGGGCGAGAGCAAGGAGAUGGUUACUCUGCACGACGUGCUUGAUGCUCAGUGGACCAUGGAUAACACCAGGGAUGAGUCUUACCUGCGCAAGGUCAUCUCUCCCCUGGAGACUCUUCUCACUGGCUACAAGCGUGUCGUGGUCAAGGACAGCGCUGUCAACGCUGUCUGCUACGGUGCUAAGCUUAUGCUUCCCGGUCUUCUGAGAUACGAGUCCGAAAUUGAGGUUCACGAUGAGGUCGUUCUCAUGACCACCAAGGGUGAGGCCAUCGCCCUCGGCAUUGCUCAGAUGUCCACCGUCGAGAUGUCGACAUGCGAUCACGGCGUUGUUGCCAAGGUCAAGAGAUGCAUCAUGGAGCGCGACUUGUACCCCAGAAGAUGGGGUCUUGGUCCCCUCGCCUCCGAGAAGAAGAAGAUGAAGGCCGACGGCAAGCUCGACAAGUACGGCCGCCCCAACGAGGCCACUCCCGCCAAGUGGGUGUCGGAGUACAAGGACUUCGGAGCUCCUGCUGGUGAGGCUGCUCCUGCAGCGGCGGCUCCGGCCACUCCCCAAAAGGCGGUGGAGUCUACGACAGCUACUCCCGCCGCAGUCACCCCUGCCAAUGCCGAGGAUGAUGGCGAGUCCAAGAAACGCAAGAAGCACGAGGGCGAGACACCCGACGAGAAGGCGGAGCGCAAGCGUCGGAAGGCUGAGAAGAAGGCGGCCAAGGCCGCGAAGAAGGCAGCCAAGGGUGGUGCUGACGACGAUGACGACAGCGAGUAA